AUGGCAGGCGACGAGUCACUGGUAGCUGAAUGGAAGACCUUGUAUGCAACGACGCUGCCUGCCCUCGCGAAGUCUCGCGAUCCAGCACAGCCGAAAUGGCCCGUGUCACUGGACCAUUGCUUUGCUAGGAUUAUUCUCGACAACACCGUCGGACAAGGCUCUCAGCAAUGGGACAAGGUUAUAGCGAAGCCUGCUGUGAAGAAUAUGAAUGAUGACCAACUUCGCGCCGCCAUUGAGCUUGGCGAACGGAUCUCCAGGGGUGAGAUUAACUUGUGCGAGCUGGAUCAGAUCAGCUUGAUGUGUCGUGGGAAGAAUGAGGCGAAGUACGCCAAGAGUAGUACUGGCCAAGCUAAGAAACGAAAGGCAGUGGAGGACAACGAUCAGCCGACAAAGACAGCAAAGGUCGAAAAGCAGCAAUCAAUGCUUGACUUCGGCACCAAGUCGGCGGACGACAAGGGCAGCACUAAGCCCAAGAAUGGCGUUAAGCCUGACGAUCUGACGGAAGCCCAAUUUAUCGAGAUUCUGGAACAAAUUCAGAAGCAUUCGUCGCUUACUCCAUACCGGCGCCGACUUUACACUGUCCUUCUGUCAGUGCCAAGAGGAUCACAUACAACCUACGCUGCCAUGUCGGACUAUCUCAACUCGUCCGCCCGUGCUGUCGGCAAUGGCAUACGCAACAAUCCCUUCGCUCCAGAUUGCCCAUGUCAUCGAGUGCUCGCCGCUGACGGCAGCAUUGGAGGCUUCCAUGGCGAUUGGGGCAAGGAAGGCAAGUAUGCCAACGACAAACUUAAGCUACUGAGGUCAGAAGGCGUCAAAUUUGACGUCAAGGGAAAGGUAGUCGGGAAGCCAUUCCGCGACUUCCAUGAGUUCGAGCAUCUGCAGCAAGAGCUCAAGCACGAGGCAACUUAA
Messenger RNA from Cyphellophora attinorum, 909 nucleotides. RefSeq names its product Methylated-DNA--protein-cysteine methyltransferase. Lineage: Eukaryota; Fungi; Ascomycota; Eurotiomycetes; Chaetothyriales; Cyphellophoraceae. Gene Ontology annotation, biological process: DNA repair. Bases 1 to 909 code for a protein of 302 amino acids. The transcript has a single exon. The record is from RefSeq and is a predicted model, not a curated record. Gene Ontology annotation, molecular function: catalytic activity.